AUUCCCGCUAAGCUAAGCUUCCAUUCCCAAAUGGGUAAUAUGCGAACCACCACACUAAACUUUUUGUUCGCUGAGUAUGUCUCACUAUUCCCCCAACAAACCGCCGCCACAAUCAUUGCGGGCCGAGCCUCGCGGAGGGAGAAAUUGAUUUAAAUGGCUGGAGAAAUGUCUAGACAAUUGAAAUUUUAUUAGAAUUUCUUAUUUAUAUUUCAAUUGGCUUAUAGUAUAUACUUUAAUUGAAUUUAAUAUGACUGCUACUACUGUAUUUGUUUCAGGAGCCACUGGUUUCAUUGCUCAACAUGUUGUUAAAUCUUUACUUGGUAAAGGUUAUAAAGUUGUUGGAUCGGUUAGAUCUGCCUCUAAGGGAGAUCAUUUAAAGGGUUUACUUAAUUCAAAUGAUUUUUCAUAUGAAAUUGUUGAAGAUGUUGAAAAAGUUGGUGCUUUUGAUAAAGCCUUAGAAGCUCAUCCUGAAGUAUCUGUAUUUUUACAUACUGCUUCACCAUUUCAUUUUAAGACAUCUAAUCCAGAAAAGGAUUUAUUAAAUCCAGCUAUCAAUGGUACUAAGAAUGCCUUAAAUGCAAUUCAAGCUCAUGGUAAAAAUGUUAAGAGAGUAGUUAUUACUUCAUCUUAUGCAGCAAUUGCAACUUCAACUAAAGAAAUUGAUAACACUCAUACUUUCACUGAAAAGUCAUGGAAUGAAGUUACUUGGGAACAAGCCACUAAGGAUCCAGUAGCAGGUUAUAGAGGCUCUAAGACUUUUGCUGAAAAGGCUGCUUGGGAAUUUUUGGAAUUACAAAAGCCUGACUUCGAGCUUGCCGUUGUUAAUCCAAGUUUUGUAUUUGGCCCACAAGCAUUUGAUAGUGAAGUUAAAGAUUCUUUAAAUACUUCUUCUGAAAUCAUUAAUGCUAUUUUAAAGAAUGGUCCUGAUGCAGAUGUACCUGCAAGCAAAGGUGGAUUUGUUGAUGUUAGAGAUGUUGCAGCUGCUCAUAUUGUUGCCUUUGAAAAGAAAGAAGCUGUAAACCAAAGAUUAAUUCUUAAUGCUGGUAGAUUUGCUGGACAAGAUAUUCUUGAUAUCUUAAAUGAAUCAUUCCCAGAAUUAAAGGGUAAAAUUCCUGUAGGUAAACCAGGAAUUGGACCAUCAAUUACUUCUACUUUAGCUAAAGUUGAUAACUCUAAGACUAUAGAAAUUUUAGGAUUCGAUCUUAUCGGUUUAAAGAAGACCGUAGUUGAUUCUGUCAAGCAAAUUUUGGAUUCUAAAAAAUAAAGAUAUUAGCUAGUUGAGUAUAUACGUUUAAAAUAUAUAUAGUUAGGAUUUAACCAAAUCCGGAAUUAACCUAUAUAUGUAGGAUUCAUUUGAUAAUGAUAAUGA
Messenger RNA from Scheffersomyces amazonensis, 1369 nucleotides. Its product is annotated as methylglyoxal reductase (NADPH-dependent). The record is from RefSeq and is a predicted model, not a curated record. The coding region runs from base 248 to 1264 and encodes 338 amino acids. Gene Ontology annotation, molecular function: oxidoreductase activity, acting on the CH-OH group of donors, NAD or NADP as acceptor. Lineage: Eukaryota; Fungi; Ascomycota; Pichiomycetes; Serinales; Debaryomycetaceae. The transcript has a single exon.